CCGGUGGUUAUAAGCUGUUUUUAGCCAGCUGUCUCACCACAGUGCGUUUGGAGCAAGGAGACAGGCCGUGUCCACCUUAGCGUGUAAAGAGAAGCAUUUGGCUCUGAGUAUCCACGGUACACACAGUGUGCGUUCACGGUGACCGGCUGCGGUCUGAUUUUUACGGGCUGAAUUCUCAUCAGGGCACAUGAGGUGUGCCUGCAGACCACCUUAAUCAACUCAAUUUGAUCCCAAAUAGGUGCAGUUUGUGUAGCUUGCACAGUCAGCGAGAGUGAGUGGAAGUAUUACUUCAGAAGCUCCUGGUCCGAGCUGUGCACAGGUGUGGGUACACCAACCUCUUGCCCACCUGGUACCUGGGGAAUGUGGGAAAGGGAAGAGGUCUGGGGAGCUGUGAUAUAGCAGCAUGGAUGAGGGCAGUACACAGACAGGACACGACUUGUUGAGCAGUGAGGCUUGGGGAAACCUAGUUUCCCAUCCUCAUAGAAGUGCCAUUCAGGUUUUCAUGUGAUCAGUUAGUGCAACAUGUAUAUAUUCUAAACAAGAGAUAUAUUCAUUAUGACCCCUUUCUUUAAGCUAUUUGCCUAAGCUCUCUUUAAUGGAGGGAAAAACUCCUGAAGCAUUUUUCAAUGUGAUCUAGAGUGGAUGAAAAAUGAGACAAAUCCACCCUGGCUUUCUGUGUCAUGGGUACCAGUGUAAAGCUUUAGCAGUAGAUCAUUUUUAUGCUUUUGAAGGAGGCUGUUAGCUGUGUGGUGUAGACAGCAGUCAUCAAUCCCUUUUGCUAAUCUGUUCAGAGAAUGUUUUUAAAAUUCAGAUUUCAUCUUGUGCUGUAAAUCACCUGCCUUGUGAUUGUGAAAAAUGCCCAAGAUCAGACACAUCUCAGCUUACCUCACUCAUGGCCUAUGCAUGUUAUUGGCACUAUUUUGCACUGCCCACUAAUCCUGGUGAGCAGUUCUUCAUGUUCUGCACUCUUGCCGCUUGGCUGAUCACUAAAGCAGGACGUCACUUUGAACAGCCUCAAGAGUAUGAUGACCCCAAUGCAAUAAUAUCAAAGAUACUCUCGGAAGUGCGAUCAUUUGGAAGGCCUGUGGAUUUUCCUCCCUCAAAAUUAAAGGCGGGUUAUGGAGAGCAAGCAUGUUAUGUUCUUGAUUGUUUAGCUGAAGAAGCCUUGAAAUACAGUGGCUUUAGCUGGAAAAGGCCGGUGUAUCCAACAGAUGAGCUAGAAGAAGAAGAAAUAACAGAAGAGGAUACGGAAUUAACACUUAAUAAACUGGAAGACGAUGUUGCAGAAGAAGAGUCAGAUAAUGAAGAAAACUUUAUUGACCUGAAUGUUCUAAAGGCACAAACAUACAGAUCGGAUGUGAAAGACUCCACAAAACAAGAAGAAAUCUUACAGUCCACAACAGAUGCAGCAGAGUGGAAUCUGGAAGUGGAACGUGUGCUUCCACAGCUGAAAGUUACAGUCAGAACUGACAAUAAGGAUUGGAGGAUCCAUGUAGAUCAAAUGCAUCAGCAUAAGAAUGGAAUCGAAUCUUCUUUGAAAGAAACUAGGGGUUACCUUGACAAAUUCCAUAAUGAAAUCAGCCGAACAUUGGAAAAGAUCAAUAGCAGGGAAAAGUACAUCAACAAUCAGUUGGAGCAUUUGGUUCAAGAAUACCGUUCAGCACAAGCCUUGCUGAGUGAGGCUAAGGAGAAGUACCAGGAGGGAAGUGGAGGAGUAACUGAAAGGAUUAGAGUACUUUCUGAGAUUACAGAAGUUUUAGAGAAAGUAAAGCAGGAAACAGAAGAGAAAGGAAGCAGUAUGACUGAUGGCACUCCUCUGGUGAGGAUUAAACAGGCCUUAACAAAAUUGAAGCAAGAAACCAUUCAGAUGGACAUUCAAAUUGGUGUAAUGGAACACACAUUGCUCCAGUCAAAGCUUAAGGAGAAAUCCAAUAUGACUACAGAUAUGCAUGCAACAAUGAUUCCAGAAGCCACAAUAGGUGCCUACUGAAAUUGUUUGGAGCUAACUUGGUUUGCCCAAAAUAAAGUUUUCUACCAUUUGCUUUUUUGGUA
Messenger RNA from Numida meleagris (helmeted guineafowl), 2052 nucleotides. It is a transcript of the gene IFT57, whose product is annotated as intraflagellar transport 57. Gene Ontology annotation, biological process: non-motile cilium assembly; intraciliary transport. Gene Ontology annotation, cellular component: centrosome; intraciliary transport particle B; cilium. Lineage: Eukaryota; Metazoa; Chordata; Aves; Galliformes; Numididae. The transcript has 11 exons. Bases 893 to 1990 code for a protein of 365 amino acids. The record is from RefSeq and is a predicted model, not a curated record.